Molecule: messenger RNA, 528 nt
Organism: Trichoderma harzianum CBS 226.95
Lineage: Eukaryota; Fungi; Ascomycota; Sordariomycetes; Hypocreales; Hypocreaceae
Exons: 3
Coding region: 1-528 (175 amino acids)
Source: RefSeq, a predicted model, not a curated record
AUGCAUCACUUCGUCGCCAUUAUCCUCGCUACAAGCCCUCUCGCCUUGGCGCAUCACUCAAUAACUGCGACUCGCCACUUCUCAAGACCCGUCCAGCCUACAGCAUUCGCCGAUGAUCCUGCCCUGAAUACUCCGAGACCACUCGUUAUUCUCACGCCAAGCGAGUCGGACCUAGAUGAUGUUGAAAACAUAUCGAGUUCAUCACCGACUGUCGAGGCCACCACUAUUCCUUUUGAAGAUAUUGAUCCUGUUCUAUUCAUACCAUCCACUGCGUCCAUAUUGCAUUCACCUCCCUCUUCUACAUCAUCAUCAGCCUCCUCCACGCCAUUCCCAUCAUCUACAACAACCGCACUGGCAAACCACCCAGAGAAACGACUCGCCUCAUCCAGUUCUCCCUCCCUCACCACAAUAACAGGAACUCGCACCACAACAUCAUCAUCUACGUCGAAUCCAGCCUCAGUGCCAACAGCCUUUGCCAACGCCGCCGUCGGUCUCAUCGCCAUUGUAGGCCUCGCCAUGGCAUUAUGA